This is a messenger RNA of Lactuca saligna, 1026 nucleotides long. The record is from the annotation of a GenBank genome assembly. NCBI's taxonomy places the organism in Eukaryota, Viridiplantae, Streptophyta, Magnoliopsida, Asterales, Asteraceae.
AUGUUCGGCUUGAAGAAUUUUGAUCCCCCUGAUCCAGAUCGUCAUAGGUUGUAUGAGGAAGAGCUUGAUGUUGAGCCUGGUGCAGUUCGAAGAGGCAGGAAAGUUGUUUACAAGGAUUACUCUCCUUACUUUGGGGACAAACCUCCACGUCUAAAGGAGAAAAUAAAGAAUAAGAUCAUUCGGAAUUUAGCUGAGAAUGAAAAUGUUGAUCCAAACAUAAUCAAUUUGGAACUAGAAGCAUAUGAUAAAGUGUUUGUUGAUGGGAAGAAAUUGGAAGAGAAGGAGAAGAUUCAAAACCAGGAGAAUGCUAAAACAAUCGUUGAAUCGGUGGAGGAAAAAGGAUUUGUGACGCUUUCAUUUACAUCGGAUAUGCUUGAAGGCUUUAAUUCAUCUAUUGAUAAGGUUAGUAGUUCUCUAAUCUCGGCAUCUUCUCCUGGGGAAGACGUGAAUCCUAUUAAGGGUAUUUUGGGUAAAGAUCCUGUUGCUAAUCAAACAAUUCCUAAUGCGAUCCCUGAUAAUGUUAAAAUGGUGAACCAAUCUAAUAAAAUUAAUGAUGAGAUCAUGAAGGAGAAUUUGAAUGAAGAUGAGAAAGUGAGUAAUGAUAUUGGAGUUGAUUUGAAGAACAAUCACGUAGGCAGUUUCCUAGAUCUCAAAUGGGAUGCAGAACUGAUGAACAUGGACAUUUUUUCUAUGCCGAAAAUAUCUACAGCGGCAAAAAUGGUUAGUGUUUUCAAUAAUAAGUGUUAUGCUAGAAUGGUUGAAUCUUCAAGCACUGUGUUUGAUUUGAAUAUUAAGGUGAUUCCUAAGGGUGAAGGAAAGCAAAUUGGCAAAGUUAAACUUCCUUAUGCGGAUUUAAUGUUUGGAGGAGCUCCUUAUCAUGUUACUCGUUAUGGUUUUUUUGUGGGAAAAAAGCUUGCAUUCCCAACUGUGAAUUAUUUAUAUUUCAAGAUGUGGAAAGUAUUUGGAUUGAAGGAUGUUAUGGUUAAUGAUGAAGGCUUCUUUUUCUGUAAGUUUGAUUCUAAAUAA